CACGCUCUCAAUGUCCGUGCCAGACGCGGCCCUCGACAUGUUCGCCCCGCCCGUCAACCGCGCCAUGAAGGUGCUGGACCGCGGCUUCUUCCAGAAAACCAUCCCCACCUCCGCCGCCCGCAUCUUCAACCCCAAGGACAUUUCGCGAUGCCGCAAGGAGCUCACCGCCAGCAGGGACACGCUCCCCAACAAUCGCGUCGACCCGGUGCGCCCCGACCCGGACGCUCAAAGAGCGCAGACGGGCGUCAAGUGUCUGCUGCUGCGCCCUGAAGUCGUCCAUUCCGAUCCGGCUACAUGGUCGCCUAAGCUGCGCGACCUCGAGCAAGACGGCACCCUGGGCGUCAUCCCCUACCAGCUGCACCUCGACUACGACUACUUCACCUACUCGGAGAUCACGAGCGCCACCAUUCCCCCGCCAGAGUCCAAGCACGACGACGAGAUACCCCAGGGCUUUACCCUCGCCGGCCAUGUCGCCCACCUGAACCUGCGCGAGCGCUACUGGCCAUACAAGCACCUCAUAGCCACGGUGCUCACCGACAAGAACCCCAUGGUCAAGACUGUCAUCAACAAGCUGGACAACGUCGGCACCGAAAACGCAUUCCGGACCUUCCAGUACGAGGUUCUGCACGGUCCCGACGACAUGAACGUCGAGCUGCGCGAGCAGGGCUGCACCUUUAAAUUCGACUUUGCCAAGGUCUACUGGAACACGCGUCUGCACACCGAGCACGAGCGCCUCUGCAACAUGUUCAAAGAGGGCGAGGCCAUAUGCGACGUCAUGGCCGGCGUCGGCCCCUUUGCCGUGCCCUCUGGCAAGAAAAAGUGCUUUGUCUGGGCCAACGACCUCAACCCAGAGUCGUACAACUCGCUCGUCGGCAACAUCAAAACCAACAAGGUCGGAGACUUUGUCCGCUCCUUCAACACCGACGGCGGCGCCUUUAUCCGCCAAGCCUCGGCCGACCUCCUCCAGACCCCAGAGUACACGGUCCCCAUCUACCCCAAGACCAAGUUCUCGCGCAGCAAUCCCCAGGAAAACAAGCAGCCCGCGCCCAUCAAGACGCUCGUCCAGCCCCGCAUCUUCUCACACUACGUCAUGAACCUGCCCGCCUCGGCCAUCACAUUCCUCCCCUCCUUCAUCGGUCUCUACGCCAACAUCCCCGGUCUCCCUGCCGACCAAAUCAAGAAGCUGCUUGCCCCCCACACUCAGCAGCAGCUCCCCAUGAUCCACGUGCACUGCUUCUCCACAAAGAGCGAUGACAAUGUAGUGGAAAUCAAAUCCAUCUGCGAAGAGAUCAGCAGACAGCUAGGCCAUGAAAUCACGCCCGAUAUGCCAGAUGUCCACGUCCACGAUGUAAGGGAUGUGGCGCCCAAGAAGAGAAUGUUUUGUGCUAGUUUUAGGCUGCCUGAGGAGGUUGCCUUUCGGCAGGUUGAAGCGUAG
Exserohilum turcica Et28A is the source of this 1435-nucleotide messenger RNA. RefSeq lists its product as uncharacterized. Gene Ontology annotation, biological process: mitochondrial tRNA methylation; tRNA N1-guanine methylation. The transcript is spliced from 2 exons. The record is from RefSeq and is a predicted model, not a curated record. Bases 11 to 1435 code for a protein of 474 amino acids. Lineage: Eukaryota; Fungi; Ascomycota; Dothideomycetes; Pleosporales; Pleosporaceae. Gene Ontology annotation, cellular component: cytoplasm; mitochondrial matrix.